AUGCUAUUCGAGGCCGUGCCUUACUCCCGCUCCCAAACCGGCACGACUUUCGCCAUGCGUCCCAACGGCAUCAAAGCGCUCGAAGGGUUAAAGCCCGGGCUCGGCGACGCUGUAGUCGGCUGCGGAUCAACGAUCACGAAAACUAGGUUCGUUAAUCGAUAUUCGGAACUUGAAAAUAGCGAUGGCUGGGUUGUGAAGGAAACGGCGGCAAGCGUGCCAAUGGUAGGGUGGGCGCGAGGCCAAGAGGUUAUUGCCUCGUCUUUAACGCGACCCGAGAUUAUUAAGCACGGACAUCGCGUCGUGGCGUAUUACCCUGUCGUCGCAGGAAAGCCCGUUGUGAACAGGGGUGGCGAAUUGCAAAGAGGUGGAAGCAAUGAUGGCGCUGGCGAAGGAGAGGUGGAAGCGGUUGACGUGGUGCUUGAGGUUGUGGGUUCGAAUCCCGAAAUUGACAGCAAUGAUUCCACCUUCGCUGUUUCAGAAGGAGCUGGAACCGCGGAGGAGGCAGGAGCGGUGCAGCAGCAGCUUCAGCUGGUGGUGGUUCGUGCGAAGGUUCUGGUCGCAGCGGAUGGCGUGCGAUCAGCUGUGCGAAAUCAGAUGAUCGGCGACUCGCCUCGGUAUCUGGAGCAGUUUGGUUGGAACGCGCUUGUGCCAAAUCCGCCAAGCGCGAGAGUGUACCCACAAGAAGAUCACGAGUUGCUUGUAUUGACGGAUAAGGUUACUGGCUACCAGAUAUUUCUGUUUGACGCUGGCCACGGGAAGACCUUCUGGCAGGAUUUUCGCUUCCUCGCUGCUAUGAAUGAUUCUUUCCGAUUUAAGGUUCGCACUGCUGAUCCUGAUGGCAAGCUCAAAGCCAAACUCAAGAAAACACCCUUUGGAGGAUUCGGCAAGCCUGGCGUCAUGGAUCGUGUGAUGUGCCACGUCAGCAAAAAUGUCGCAGACCCCACAGCGCAUGACACCUGGCAUACUGUGCUCCAGGCGGUUACCAUCACCGACCCCGGUAACAUCUACGAGCGGUGGAUGAUGGACCGGCCUCCUCCAAAAGAUUCCUGGAGCGACUCUAAGUGUGGAAACAGGGUUGUUCUUAUGGGGGAUGCCGCACAUGCCAUGCACACUGGUCCAGGGCAAGGGGCUCAGACUGCCUUUGAGGAUGCACACCAGUUGUCUCUCUGCCUUGCUGACGUCAAGGAUAUGCUUGCCGAACCUGUUGCUGUGGCUGCUGCAGUUCGGGAAUAUGAGGCUCGGCGGAUCGAUCGGUGUGUGAAAAUCCAUGCGUACGCCACUGGAAUGCUCGAGUUUGGAGAGGAAGGGAAACUUGUGAAGGCGCUUUCUCCGCCUGAGAGGAUUCAGAGGCUUCGGGAAUUUCAGAAUUGGGUCCAUGCGUAUCCAGACAAGAUUAAGGGUGACCCUGAAUCCACCUACUUCAAAUGA
Molecule: messenger RNA, 1428 nt
Organism: Closterium sp. Yama58-4
Lineage: Eukaryota; Viridiplantae; Streptophyta; Zygnematophyceae; Desmidiales; Closteriaceae
Source: the annotation of a GenBank genome assembly